AUGAUAGUACUACCGGAGUCAUUAAGAUUUAUAAUUUCUACAUUAUCAUGGACUUUGAGAGCAGGUUGUUUAGCUCAUAUAAUACACGAAAACGUAUAUGAAUUUACAGAAACAAGAGGUGAAUCAAUGUUACCAACAGUUCAAAAUCAAAAUGAUUAUGUUCAUGCUUUUAAAAAAUAUAAAUAUGGUAGAGAUUUAGAAAUUGGGGAUUGUAUAGUAGCAAUGAAACCAAGUGAUCCAUCUCAUAGAAUAUGUAAAAGAAUUACAGGAAUGCCUGGAGAUAUAGUAUUAGUUGAUCCAUCUUCAUCAUCAGAAUUAACUAAUUCACCACAUGAUAUUAUACAAAAUGAUGGGUUUAAUAAGUUUAUACGAAUACCUGAGGGUCAUGUUUGGUGUACUGGAGAUAAUUUAUGUCAUUCUUUAGAUUCAAGAUCUUAUGGAGUUUUACCAAUGGGAUUAAUAACUGGUAAAAUAGUUGCUGCUAAUUCAAUGGGUGAUGGUUUACGUGGAUUUUUUAAUUUCAGAUGGAUUACAAAUACUUUUAAAGAUGAAUAA
This is a messenger RNA of Lodderomyces jiufengensis, 555 nucleotides long. It is a transcript of the gene IMP1, whose product is annotated as endopeptidase catalytic subunit. Bases 1 to 555 code for a protein of 184 amino acids. Gene Ontology annotation, cellular component: mitochondrial inner membrane peptidase complex; membrane. Gene Ontology annotation, molecular function: serine-type endopeptidase activity. The record is from RefSeq and is a predicted model, not a curated record. The transcript has a single exon. NCBI's taxonomy places the organism in Eukaryota, Fungi, Ascomycota, Pichiomycetes, Serinales, Debaryomycetaceae.